Messenger RNA from Poecilia reticulata (guppy), 1577 nucleotides. RefSeq names its product ST3 beta-galactoside alpha-2,3-sialyltransferase 2 (gene st3gal2). NCBI's taxonomy places the organism in Eukaryota, Metazoa, Chordata, Actinopteri, Cyprinodontiformes, Poeciliidae. Gene Ontology annotation, biological process: sialylation. The record is from RefSeq and is a predicted model, not a curated record. Gene Ontology annotation, cellular component: membrane. Gene Ontology annotation, molecular function: beta-galactoside (CMP) alpha-2,3-sialyltransferase activity.
GUGCGGCAGGAGGCGGGGCUUGCCAAAGAACCACAGCUGGUUGUCGGAGGGGUUACAGUGGCAGGCCCAGGGGUGGGGGCAUGGCCGUGGGGGGGCCGCAUCCCGUCCUCCACGCUUCACCGUGACAGAGGCUUCGGCUGGGGGUCAUGGAGCUGGGGCUCUCCCCGGGGGGCCCCCAGACUCUCAGAGCUCCGCCCCUGGAUGAGCGCAGGGGCCGCAGCAGCGGCAGCGGCCGGCGGCGGUGGAGACAAACCAGGCAAAGUGAGAUGCUCCCGCAGACUGUGGCUCCUCCUGGGGUCGCUGGCGCUCGUCUUCCUCACCUCGCUGUUCCUGUCCGUGUCGCUGCGCGGCGGCGUCAGCUUCGGCUACCUGGAGCCGCCCGGCUGGGAGGAGUCCAGGCGGGUGAAGCUGGUGCCCAGCUACGUGGGCGCGCACCGGCUGUCGCCCCCCGAAACGCCCCAGCAGAAAACAUGUGCCUGCAACAGCUGCGUCGGAGACCCCGGAGUCUCGGACUGGUUUGACGAGAACUACGACCCGGACAUCUCUCCGGUCUGGACCAGGGACAACGUCCAGCUGCCGCCGGACGUCUACUACUGGUGGGUGAUGUUGCAGCCGCAGUUUAAACCCCACAACAUCCAGCAGGUGCUGCUGAGACUCUUCCAGGUGAUUCCCGGGCGGUCGCCGUACGGCUCGUGGGAUCCGGGGCGCUGCCUGCGCUGUGCCGUGGUGGGAAACUCCGGAAACCUCCGCGGCGCCGGAUACGGGGCGGCCAUCGACGGGCACGACUACAUCAUGAGGAUAAACCUGGCCCCCACUGUGGGCUACGAGGACGACGCCGGCAGACGCACCACGCACCACUUCAUGUACCCGGAAAGCGCCAAAAACCUGGCGGCCAACGUCAGCUUUGUCCUGGUUCCCUUCAAAACCCUGGACCUGGUCUGGAUCACCAGCGCUCUGUCCACCGGCCAGAUCCGAUUCACUUACGCUCCAGUGAAGCAGUUCCUCCGUGUGGAUAAAGACAAGGUUCAGAUCUUCAAUCCGGCUUUCUUUAAAUACAUCCAUGACCGCUGGACCAAGCAUCAAGGCCGAUACCCUUCCACUGGCAUGCUGGUCCUGUUUUUCGCUCUUCACGUCUGCGACGAGGUGAACGUGUUUGGCUUCGGCGCCGACAGCCGAGGAAACUGGCACCACUACUGGGAGCAGAACCGGUACUCCGGAGAGUUCAGGAAGACGGGCGUCCACGAUGCGGACUUCGAAGCGCAGAUCAUCAAGCAGCUGGCCAAGGCUGGAAAAAUCACAGUGUUCACUGGGAAAUGACCGGAAAAACGGACGCCAGUUUGGAUUCAAGUUGGAAUAAAAGCAAACUGGAAGAGAGUACGAUGAUUUUACCGACGGGGUUCGACGAGCAAAACAUUUUCCCCUUUGGGAGUCGAGACUCCAAUGAGCCUGGAAGGUAAAAAAUCUUUCACCUUUACUGAGGAACACAGGAAAUCAUGGCGGAACAAGCAGGAUCAAUCAGAAAAAGAUUAGUAAGGAUUAUUAAACCCUGACAUGAACGAUCUUUCACAUCCAUUCUG